GUCGUCUUGUUUUUCUCUUGCGCCGCCGUUGGCCCAAUAAAGCCCAAACCCAAAAACCGAACCGAUCGAUUCCAUUUCAGAUUAAAGAUCGGUUUUUUUCAAAAUUGGACAUUGGUCCGGUUGUUUGUUCUUCGAAAACCCAAAACAUUGUUGUAGUCUCGGGACAUUAGAUGUAGAAGAAAAGUUUGGUAUUUAAACCUAUUUUCAAAGAUUUCCUGCGAGCGCUUUUGAAAGUCCUCAAAAUCCACCAUUCACUUCGGGAUCGAGCGCUCCAGGGGCUGGUUUUUUCUGCUUCUAGAAUCUGCUCCGUGUCCUAGAAGAUGCUUCCCCUUUCGCUCCUAAAGACUGCUCAAGGGCAUCCAAUGUUAGUGGAACUGAAAAACGGGGAGACUUACAAUGGCCACUUGGUUAAUUGUGAUACAUGGAUGAACAUUCAUCUCCGGGAAGUCAUCUGCACUUCUAAAGAUGGUGACCGGUUUUGGCGAAUGCCUGAAUGUUAUAUCCGCGGUAAUACAAUCAAGUAUUUGAGAGUUCCUGAUGAGGUUAUUGAUAAAGUUCAGGAAGAAACCAAAAGCCGUGCAGAUAGGAAACCACUGGGCAUAGGGCGUGGUAGAGGAAGAGGCCGUGAAGAUGGUCCUGGUGGAAGACCAGCCAAAGGAAUGGGGCGAGGCUUUGAUGAUGGUUCUAAAGCUUCAUCUGGAGGCCGUGGAAAGGGUGGCCCAGGUGGAAAACCCGGUGCCAACAGAGUUGGAGGGAGAGGCCGAGGAUGAAUGAUCGAAGCAAUGCAUGAGAUGGAGGAGUUCGAUAAAUAUUAGAGGCAAUUCUUCGCCUAACUAACUACUACGUAUGCAAUGCAAAGCCAAUCCCAAGCGCUGCCAGGUUUUCUCGUCAGUGGCCUAUGUAGUUUCCUUUUCCAUUUCCAUGCAUCACUUUUCUUUUGGUUUGAAACUUUGGAUUCUGAAGUGAAUAUUUAUGCGAUUUUUAGGCAUUCCUCUGCCUUAGUUGUAGUUGUACACGAGAUAGACUAUCUAGUUUGUUGGUGUAAGUGAAUGCAAAUUGGUUCAUAGCUUUGGGAAA
Messenger RNA from Momordica charantia (bitter melon), 1077 nucleotides. Its product is annotated as Small nuclear ribonucleoprotein family protein. Gene Ontology annotation, molecular function: RNA binding. The record is from RefSeq and is a predicted model, not a curated record. Lineage: Eukaryota; Viridiplantae; Streptophyta; Magnoliopsida; Cucurbitales; Cucurbitaceae. Gene Ontology annotation, biological process: mRNA splicing, via spliceosome; nuclear-transcribed mRNA catabolic process.